Molecule: messenger RNA, 737 nt
Organism: Plasmodium coatneyi
Lineage: Eukaryota; Apicomplexa; Aconoidasida; Haemosporida; Plasmodiidae
Product: Translation initiation factor eif-1a
Exons: 6
Coding region: 35-502 (155 amino acids)
Biological process (GO): translational initiation
Cellular component (GO): cytoplasm
Molecular function (GO): RNA binding; translation initiation factor activity
Source: RefSeq, a predicted model, not a curated record
CAUCGGGAAAUUUUUUUAUGUGAGCUUUUAGAAGAUGCCAAAGAAUAAAGGUAAGGGAGGAAAAAACAGAAGGAGAGGAAAAAAUGACAACGAAGGGGAGAAGCGGGAAUUGCUCUACAAGGAGGAAGACCAAGAAUACGCACAAGUGUUAAGGAUGUUGGGGAAUGGCCGAUUGGAGGCCCACUGCUUUGACGGGGUGAAGCGACUCUGUCAUAUUAGGGGGAAAAUGAGAAAGAGGGUUUGGAUAAACUCUGGUGACAUCAUUUUAGUAUCCCUGCGGGACUAUCAAGACAGCAAGGCGGACGUCAUUGCAAAAUACACACCUGACGAGGCAAGAAGCCUGAAAACGCACGGAGAAUUGCCCGAAACGGCCAAAAUUAACGAAACGGAUAUUUUCGAUGACGACGCACAGAACGGAGUCGAAUUUUUGGACGAUGAAUCUGACGAGGAGGCCCAAGAAGAAAUGAACAACGCGAAAAAAUUGGAAAUAGAAGACAUAUAACGACAACGAGAGGGGACCAGAAGAUGCCCACAAUUUGUAUUCACAUGUGCGUCGCGGAAGAAUCGAAUUAAUUAUUUUCCGUUUUGUUUGACAGCGCUGCAUGUUGAUGUGUGCAUGUGUGUGUUGUCCUCGUGCCACAGUUGCCCUUUUUUAAAAAAUAUACCUUUAUCAAUUUUUUUAUUUUUUGUAGCUCCUUUUUUUUUUUUCCUCCAUAAUGUACAUAUUUAAACCAAAC